AUGGACAAAAUUAUUAGCGAAGGCUAUGCACGAAAGGUACCUUUAGAAGACUUGAAUCAAGAUGAUGGACGCGUUUGGUAUUUGCCGCAUCAUGGUGUACUACAUCCCAAGAGGAAAAAACUUCGAGUUGUGUUCGACUGUGCAGCGAGGUUCCAAGGGACUUCACUGAAUGAACAAUUAUUACAGGGCCCUAACUUGACAAACACGCUCAUCGGGACUUUGAUGCGAUUUAGAGAGGAGGAAAUCGCUGUGAUGGGAGAUAUCGACAGCAUGUUCUACCAAGUACGUGUUCCGCCACAAGAUGCUACUUUUCUACGAUUUCUCUGGUGGAAAGAUGGAAAUCCUUCCAAUAGUUUACUAGAGUACCAGAUGAUCGUGCAUUUGUUUGGAGCCACAUCUUCGCCUAGUUGCGCCAACUUUUGUUUACGAAAAACAGCUCAAGAUUGGACAGGACAUUUUAGUGAUGAGACAAUAAAGACAGUUCUUCAGAAUUUCUACGUUGAUGAUUGUCUGAAGUCAGUGAAUUCUGUAAGAAAUGCUGUGACAUUGGUGAAAGAGUUACAGGGACUCUUGGAAAGUGGGGGAUUUCAUAUAUCGAAGUGGAUCAGCAACAGUCGUGAGGUCAUGUAUUCGAUACCAAAAUCCGAUAGAGCUAAAGAGGUCAAGGACUUAGAUCUUGACUAUGAUACACUACCAAUAGAGCGAGCCCUCGGCAUCCAGUGGUGUGUGAAUUCUGACAUCUUCCAGUUUAAACUAGACUUCAACAGGAAACCACUUACGAGGCGGGGAAUUCUGUCAAUGGUGAGCGGUGUGUUUGACCCACUGGGAUUCUUAUCUCCACUACUACUCAAGGCCAAGAUCAUUCUGCAGGAAUUGUGCAAACUUCAGCUUGGAUGGGACGACAAGAUUCCAGAUGACACUGCUAUUCAGUGGAAUAAUUGGUACCAAGAUCUCGAGAAAUUGAGGGACUUCAAAGUGAACAGAUGUCUGAAACCUUAUGGUUUUCAUCCACUCAUGGUACAGUUACAUCAUUUUGCUGAUGCAAGCGAAACUGGAUAUGGUACAGUGUCAUACUUGUGCAUGGAGAACGCUUCUGGUGAACAUCACUGUUCCUUUAUUAUGGGAAAAUCUCGCGUUGCUCCACUUAAGACAACAUCUAUUCCACGAUUGGAGUUGACAGCAGCCACGGUAGCCGUCAGAACCAAUAGGAUGUUACUUAGAGAAUUGAACAUUCCUGUCCAUCGCAUUACAUACUGGACCGACAGCAUGGCCGUUCUACGUUAUAUUCAGAAUAGUACGGCGAGAUUUCAUACUUUUGUGGCAAACAGAUUAGCAGUUAUCCACGAAGGGUCACAACCAACUGACUGGAGAUACAUUAACACAAGGUUGAAUCCAGCGGAUCAUGCAUCUAGAGGUAUCUCUGCAGAUGGCUUAUUGAAACAGGAGAACUGGAUCAAACCCUCUAAUUUCUUGUUUGAACCUGAGGAUCAUUGGCCAACACCAGCUUCACACCUCACUGACACAGAACUGUUUGACAACGACCCAGAGGUGAAAAAGGUUACUGUAAAGACAGUUGUCACAAAAUCACAGGAAUUACAAGAGAACACAGCAGAUAUUAAUGAGCUGUUUCAACAUCAUUCGUCUUGGUAUUUAUUAAAACGUAGUGUGGCAUGGAUUUUGAAGGUGCGUAAAGAACUGUUAAGACGUGUUCGUGUGAGACUGUUCGAGAUGUGCUUACUAGAGACUUUGAAUAUAUGA
Messenger RNA from Saccostrea cuccullata (small rock oyster), 1758 nucleotides. RefSeq lists its product as uncharacterized. Bases 1 to 1758 code for a protein of 585 amino acids. The record is from RefSeq and is a predicted model, not a curated record. The transcript has a single exon. Lineage: Eukaryota; Metazoa; Mollusca; Bivalvia; Ostreida; Ostreidae.